Diachasma alloeum is the source of this 2600-nucleotide messenger RNA. RefSeq names its product protein apterous. The record is from RefSeq and is a predicted model, not a curated record. Gene Ontology annotation, cellular component: nucleus. Gene Ontology annotation, molecular function: RNA polymerase II transcription regulatory region sequence-specific DNA binding; DNA-binding transcription factor activity, RNA polymerase II-specific. The transcript has 6 exons. NCBI's taxonomy places the organism in Eukaryota, Metazoa, Arthropoda, Insecta, Hymenoptera, Braconidae. Gene Ontology annotation, biological process: regulation of transcription by RNA polymerase II; neuron differentiation. Bases 174 to 1727 code for a protein of 517 amino acids.
AGACUUCAAGGCUUUAACAAAGGGACUCUGGUGGCGAGGAGUGUGGCAAGCCGCCCGGCUCGCAGGAGCGUGGAAGCGGCUUGGCUUUGGGCUGUCAAGGUGGUGGGCCAGGGAGCGCAGGGGGUCCUGGAGUUGAUCAAACGAGAGACCUUAGUCCAUGUCUCCCGGCGUCGAUGGGUGAUGCCGCAAGACCCACAACUCUACCCUGUAGCCCACCUGCUGCCCACCACCACGGUGUUCACCGUACACCGCUGCAUCAAACACACUGUGGUACUAAUAAUAAUUGUUACGACGGCUCGACAACCCCCUACGACUCGCGGGACUACGGAUCGCCGGAUUGGUGUCGUAAAACAGGUGGCGAUUACCGGAAUAGCUACGAGAAUCCUAGUGAUCUGACAAUGCCACCGCAGACGAAUCAACAGUGUCAUCACAAUCAGCAGUUGCACAAUCACCAGUCGCAGGUGCAAGUGCAGCACCAAACAAAUCAGCAGGAUCAUCGUAAUAACGAUGAUAUACAUGCUAUACCAAAAUUGGAACCACCACCAACACCACCGUCACAGGCUGAGGACGUCCCAGGGGUCGUGUGCGCUGGAUGUGGUCUCAGAAUAUCCGACAGGUUUUAUCUACAGGCGGUAGACAGAAGGUGGCAUGCCGCUUGCCUGCAGUGCUCCCACUGUCGUCAGGGCCUCGACGGCGAGGUCACCUGCUUCAGCAGGGACGGCAACAUCUACUGCAAAAAGGAUUACUACAAAAUGUUCGGCAGCAUGAAACGAUGUGCAAGAUGUCAAGCGGCAAUUUUGGCAUCAGAAUUGGUGAUGCGAGCGAGAGAUCUGGUGUUUCAUGUUCGAUGUUUUUCCUGUGCAGCCUGUACUGUACCAUUGACAAAGGGCGAUCACUUUGGUAUGAGAGAUGGCGCUGUACUUUGUCGUCUGCAUUAUGAGAUGGGAGCUGAGUUGCAUCCAUCCCAGAGUCCACCAGUACCAGUUUAUCCACCGGGUCCUCAUUAUCCUGGCCAGUCAUUUCCAUCACCUGAAUUUCUGCAUCAUCAGCCACAUCAUAUACCACCACAUCCACAUCACUCGAUGCAUCCGCAACAUCCACAUCAGUUGACGCAUGCUAGUCCCGUUCCUCUGCAACCGUCGACGCCUUCUGGGCCUGAUGCUGGCUCACCACCGAAGGUGCCGUACUUCAAUGGUGCCGCUUCCACGGUGGGAGCCAAUGCUGGAGUACCUCCACCCAGACAAAAAGGGAGACCCAGAAAAAGGAAGCCGAAGGAUUUAGAGGCGAUGACAGCUAGUCUUGACCUCAACUCGGAUUACAUUGAUAUGCCAUUUGGUAGAGGUCCUGGUACACCGGGUAUGCCUGGCUCAAAUAGCCGAACGAAACGCAUGAGAACGAGCUUCAAGCAUCAUCAGUUGAGGACGAUGAAGAGUUACUUCGCCAUCAAUCACAAUCCCGACGCGAAGGAUCUCAAGCAGCUUUCCCAGAAGACCGGAUUGCCAAAGAGGGUACUACAGGUAUGGUUCCAAAACGCACGCGCAAAAUGGCGACGUAUGGUCCUCAAGCAGGAGGGCAAGUCAGACAAGUGCGGUGGUGUUGAUGGUGGCUCCUUAAAUGACCUUGAACUGUACGGUAAUAGUGCAGGAAGUGGUGGGCCACCAAUGAGUCCACAAUUUAUGAUGGGACCACACAGUCCAGCAUCCCUCGGAUCGCUUGAUUGUGCGUGAUUUCGUACCUGUUUAACAAAACUUCCUCUGUGAAUUGUUUUCGAAAAACUGGUAAGAGACUAUUGUGGGAUUUUUCGUCCCGUUACAACGGCUGUCUAAUAAUUAUUCCCCGUGAACAAAAAAGAAAUUGAUGAUGUGAAUAUUUAUUUAGAGUUCUGGGGAAUUGUCUGUAAAAUAUAACAUACGCAUUGCUGCCCAUGACUAGACUAGUGCGUGUAGUCGUAUGUGAAUUGUAUAUUAAGAUAUAGCUUAUAUAUAAAAGAUGAUAUAUAUAUGUGGAGAAAGAUAAAUUUAUUGUAAUAAAAUGACGAGUUUAUCGUCUUCUGUACUAUAGAUAGAUUCAACAACGAGGAUUAUAUGUAUUUAUUUGUAGAAAUCUGAGUAAUUGUGGCAAGAACAAUGUUCUUUAUUUAAAUUGACGGAUGAAAAACACUUUUUGCACAUGUAAAAACACAACAAUCGAGACGAAUUAUACAAGGAUACAAGGAUCCUUCAUCGCACCUCGUUAAUGUGAGAAAAAAAAGAUGUAUAACAGUGAACAUAUUUAUUUGUAAGAGUUAUUCAGCCAGUGAAAUUUAAUUAUUAGCUACACCGUGAGUCAGUGUAAUUCAUUUUCUGUAAAUAUUGAACAAAUAGGUGAAUCAUAAUAUGCUCCUUCAGUACACAACUACACAGAGACACAUCAGAAUUUUAAUAAGGUCGUAAGGGAUGCAUUGCAGUAGGUUGCGGUCUUUUAGCUGGAGGUAAUAAUAAUGAACAUUAUCAUAAAAAAACAAAAACCACCUAUCAUCUAUUAUCCUUGUAAAUCGAUCGUGACGAUUGCCUAUAAUUUUACAAAAUGACUUUUUUCAUUGAAUAUAUUUUGACAAUAUU